This is a messenger RNA of Arabidopsis lyrata subsp. lyrata, 1304 nucleotides long. RefSeq lists its product as uncharacterized. The record is from RefSeq and is a predicted model, not a curated record. Lineage: Eukaryota; Viridiplantae; Streptophyta; Magnoliopsida; Brassicales; Brassicaceae. The transcript has a single exon. The coding region runs from base 231 to 1037 and encodes 268 amino acids.
GACUCUGUAUAUAUAUAUAUAUAUAUACUCAUAGAGCAAAGCUAAUUUCUCUCAAGAAACAAAGCAAAAGAAAGAAAGAAAAGGAGAGAACAAAGGGAAAAACAUAUUCUCCUCUCUUUAGAUUAUCAGCUUCCUUUCAUGAAUCUAAACUAAGAACACAAUUGGUACUCUAAUCAAGCUCUGAAGAAGUAACUACUCAAAAUCCUCUGUUUUCUUCUUUGGUUAUCUCAAUGGAUUCGUUUAGUACUCAGAAAACAAAAUCAAGAAAGAUGAAGAAGAGGCUUGCGCAAAAGUCUCGAGUUGAGAUAAUCUUGGAUCUGUUUUUCUGGGCGAUCGAGAUAGUUGUGGUUUUGGUUACAGUAGCUAAGCUCUCUUAUGAGCUCGUUGUCACGUUUGAGGAUUCUAGUGUCGCAUCGGUUAUUCUCGCAAACCGUAGCCUUGCGUUUGUUGUAGGAAACGGGAUAGUCAUCGCUCUGAUCGCUAAAUCCGGUCUUCUCUUGAAUCAAGAACUUGAUCCCAAGUGCAAAAGCAACGAUCUUUACGAGGAGUUUGUUCUGGAGAGCUCAAGGAGAGGUGGAGUUUCACAAGCUGAGAUGAGAAGCAGAGAAACACAGAGUGAAGCAGAGAACGAUGCUAAACAGAGCAUAACCGAGAACAAAGCAAAAGAGAACGAGGAGAAACAGAGCAUAUCCGAGAGCAGAGUAAAACAAAGCGUAACAGAGAAGAAGACGAAACAGAUCAUUUCUGAGAAGAAAGUGAAACAGAGCAAACCUGAGAGGUUGACAAAACAGAGCGUAGUUGAGCAUAAGGACGUAACUGUGAAGAUGGAGAAACAGAAUUUGACAGAGAAGAGGCAAAUUCAGAGUUACCAACGAAGCCAGUCGGAGAAUCUGAAGGUUUUGGAGAAGAGUUCUUGUAGAAGAUUGAAGAGAUCAGAGACGGAUGCAUCUGCUGAAAGAGUUGAUUCCGAUGAUGAACUCCGAUACAAGAUCGAGUCUUUCAUUGCAAGGCAGAGAAGGAAUCAAACUGAUGAAUAGGUUUGAAUAAUUUAGAUAAAAUACAAAAAAUAAGCAAAAAAAAAUUAAAAAGACAGUAGUUUAUGCAAAUAGCAUUCACGUAUAUAUUAUAGUGUUUGUUAUAGAAGGGUAAAACUUGUUUUAAAGCCCUCGAAAUUUGGCAUAAAUAUUUGUUUAGCUUUUUUUUUUUAUUUUUUUAUUUCUUUGUAUAAUUUUUGAUAAUUCUGAUUUCUAGAAUAUAGUAAUAUGUUUUAUAACACUUAUUGUAUUGGGAUAUUCAUUAUACAA